Molecule: messenger RNA, 971 nt
Organism: Paramecium sonneborni
Lineage: Eukaryota; Ciliophora; Oligohymenophorea; Peniculida; Parameciidae
Source: the annotation of a GenBank genome assembly
AUUAAUUUAAUGGCUGCUAUUUCAACAUUGAGAUUCAUCAGUCAGUUUUUAUUUUCACAUUCAAAUUAUAAGGAUCCAAAAUAUGGUUAAGUUUUACAUCCAUUAUUAUGCUUUAUGAUAAGCACUCUUGGUUAUAUGUAUGGAAGCAUAAAAUUAGAAAAUAAUUACACAGAUCAAACUAUUGAAGAUGUAAUUUAAAUUUAAAAUUAGUUUUAAGUAUCAUAAACAUCAAGAAACAUAAUUGCAAUAGGAUUUCUAUUUUAUGUUUUUCUAAUUAUUUUUGCAAGAUUUGGUUAGGCAAAAUUCACAAUAUUUUAUGAAUUAAUGUGGGCUUGUAAUUUAAGUUUAAUUAGUUCUGCAUAUGCAUUUUGGAAGUAAAAAUAAUAAAUAAUUAGAAAUAAACCAUUAAUAUUAGCUUCAAGUAUGAUACUUGUUUCAAUUGAUUAAGUUUUAUGGUAUGUUGACUUAUUAGCUUUUUUUUUAUUUAGAAUAUGGCCAAUAGGAGUGGCAAAGUAAUUGAAAAAUAUAAAUUAAAUAGAUAUUUAACAUGGCCAUCAACAACAAAAUUGAGAUUGUUAACCUCUUUUCAUCAUAUAUUUUUUUUACCACUAUGUUUAUAUUUUUUAAGGAAUUAAAAAGUAAUUCCAAUUACAGCAUGGUAAAUAAGUAUAGGUAUGGGUACAAUUCUGACAAUAGUUUCUAGGUAUAAUUUAUAAAUGUAUUUUAAUAGGUUAUUGACACCUAAAUCAAUUUUAUUAAAGGGAUAAAAGGAAGAAAUAUAUUUAAAUUUAAAUUUAUCAAGAUAAUUAUGGAAAGACAUUCCUUUUAAAUUUUUAACAAUAGUUGAUGAUAAACCAUGGUAUUUAGCAUUACCUUUUUUGAGUUUUAUGUGGAAUUCUGGUAAUUAUAUUUUAGGAUAUGAAUUGCUAAACAGAAUUUUAAAAUAUUUGAAUUAAUCAUAAAUAUUAUGA